ACGAUCCGCAAAGAAAUGCCACCGUACUACAUUUGAAAGUAAGCGAUAAAUUCAAGUCUGCAAGGAAGGAAUCGGCGGGAAAGCCGUUGUCUCAGAACCCAACUGCAGGUAACAUUAACAAGCCGAAAACGGACAGCAUACAAGAGAAUCCUUCCGUUCCACAACCAGCCAACGAUUUGUUAACUGGGCAGAAUACUUUAACAAAAAAGCCGAACAAUGUAGGCAAAGGGGACAAAGAUCUAAGUUCUGAUGGGACCGAAUCGUUGGUCCAAACAAAGAACCCACAAAAUGCAGGACCAAGUUCAAGUUCCACACUCAAGGCACCGGCGAAUGCUGCGUCGGGACAGAUUGUGAAACCAGAGCAGCCGCGCGGUAAUCAAGCACAAAACGCUUUGGCAAAUGUUCAAGAUGGAACCAAGCCGGGUACUGCGAGUACUCAAAAUGUUCUACCAUCAGCUCCUACCAAUGACGCUUCUGGUAAACCUGAACCAUUACCUCAAAUUACCAAAACUCAGAAUCCACCGCAGCAAAGUGCAACUGGCACCUCCCAGAAUGCAAAACCUUUACAAGCUGAUCAGACUUCACCAGAAGCUCAGAUUGGUGCCACACUAGGUAACGCGAAAGUACCAGAAGCUGACGCCACCAAAACACAACCCUUGACACUGAGUGAUCAGAAAUUACCACAACCUAAUACCAUAAAACCGCCAAGUACCACCUACCAAGAUACGGUUUUAGAAAACACGCCAGAAAGCACUGUCAUACUGCCUGCGCCUUUAAGUCACGAGAUACAGCGACCUGCUCGAAACGAUGGCAAAGAUUUUACCGCGAUUGAGAGUAGAUUAUCCAGACAAAAAGAAACAAGAAAGCCAACUCUAAAAUCAUCGAUACCAAAUUGCAAUAUAAAUCUUGGUUUUGUGUUGGACGGCUCAGCAAGUGUGGAAGGAACGAAACGAGGGAAUUUCCUGAAAAUGAUCAACUUCGCCAAGGAUGUUAUACACGAUUUCGUAAAGCAAUCUCAACAGGUCCAUGUUGGUACUCUCGUGUAUAGCACCAAUACGUCUGUGAUACUGUCGUUUGGCACCAAAGGAACGGAGAAGAUCAUUGAUCAGAUCUUGGACAGCGUACACUAUCCAGGACAAGGCUCGCUGACCGGGAAUGCAAUGAAAGAUGCCUGGAACCUAAUGUUCAGCUCGGUCCCAAGAGGAAGAAAAAGUAAACUUUUGCUUCUGACCGACGGCCCUUCGAACGACGAUGUCAAAAUGCCUUCGAAAUGGGUGCGCGAUAAUGGAGUGGAGAUAUUUGUGAUUGCUUUGGGUAAAGGUUACGACGAAGGCCAACUCAAUGACAUUGCCAGUGUACCAAGUGUUAAACAUAUCAUGUUGAAGGAUUAUGAUGAUCUCCGAACUUCUGUUCAAGAAGUUAGGAACAGAGUUUGUGGAUUCACUGAUCAGCAAAUCCUUCAGAUAAUGACAAACACAAGAUUAAUGGACAGUCCCGAUGAAAUGAACUCAUUUCAGAGAAGUUUUGCGCCCAAUCAAUGCAUACUGGACGUUGUAUUUCUACUGGAUGGUUCGCGACAAGUUGAGACAAACGGCGUUGGCAAUUUUCAACGUGAAAUUAACUUCGUGAAAAAGGCGGCAAGAUAUCUUCCACUAUCAAGGAACGAUGUUCACAUUGGGGUGGGCCUCUUAGGUGACGUCAAUGUAAUGGUCUUCCCUUUGAACGAACAUUAUAUUCCGAAUUCCAUAGACUACGAACUUGAUCAUAUACGAUAUCCUGCCUCAUCCGAUAUUCAGCCCCGGGAGGUAUUGUACGCCCGGCAGGUUAUGCUUUUGAAAGGUAGACGAGAAGUGGCCCCUCGGGUAUUUGUCCUAGUCACGGAUGUCAGCUCGUUCGAUUCGUAUCGCCAUGCGAUUAGCGAGCUUCGCACAGACGGUUCAGACAUCGCCAUGUUUGGGGUAGGACCAGAGUCAUACGAACAAGAAGUGAAGAUAAGAUCCAACGUCCAGGGAUUGGACGACCAAGUUGUGCAGUUAAACAGCGCCGAUGAAGACGAGGCUGCCAAAAAUUUUGCCAUCAAUAUGUGCAAGCUAUCGAGCUCAAAACGAACAGAGAUACCGAGAAGACAUUGGAAAGCUUCUAACAAAGUUUUAAAUGAAGACUAAAGGUUUCAAAGUCGAUUUCACAGUCCCUCGUAAAUUGGCCAUUCCAAAAUUGCAGCUGGUAUAAUAGACAAAUGAAGUGCAUUAUCGAGCUGUUUCAAAUAGGAUAAACACUUUAUAUGCACCCAAAAUAGUCCCAUGACGCAUUUUCUAUUGCAAUUUUCGAUUGGCCAAUGCUCUACGAAGUAGUGAAGUUGAAAAGUUUGUGUGUAUGGAAUUGAUACAAGUAGAACUUACCAUCGACAUUACCUGUAAAAUUGUUAGAUGGUACACAGGCUGACGGAGAACAGGAUAGCUCUGUCUCUGAGUAGAACAUUUGUUUCAUCUCAAAAGCAUGUCGGUGGUUUUAGGUGAAUUUAAAAAAUAUAUAUGCCUAUAUGCCUAUGGUAUUUCAUAUUUGUGUUCCAGAUUAAUGAUCAGAUUAAUGAUCAGAGAUUAAUCACAAGUGUUAUACUUAAUAAAUGUUGCCGACAAGAGGAAAGACUAA
Molecule: messenger RNA, 2649 nt
Organism: Dendronephthya gigantea
Lineage: Eukaryota; Metazoa; Cnidaria; Anthozoa; Malacalcyonacea; Nephtheidae
Product: cartilage matrix protein-like
Exons: 6
Coding region: 969-2165 (398 amino acids)
Source: RefSeq, a predicted model, not a curated record